Molecule: messenger RNA, 2175 nt
Organism: Temnothorax curvispinosus
Lineage: Eukaryota; Metazoa; Arthropoda; Insecta; Hymenoptera; Formicidae
Exons: 2
Coding region: 259-1890 (543 amino acids)
Source: RefSeq, a predicted model, not a curated record
GACAAGAAUGAUCGGGUGAAUUCUGUGGUGGACAUAAUUAAGAAUUUUGAAAGUAAUAUCCAUCUUAUUGCUGAAGAUAUUGUUGAAGAAGCGCGUGACCGUAUUUCCAACUCUUUGUUUAGAUUUUUAAGAAAGGACAAGCAUACGAAUUAUAUUGAUAGGUUUUUGCUACAAGAAUUUAAGUUUUGCCGAUCAUUUCUUCGGGAUAAUGAUGAUGUCCUUGUUACCAAGGCUGACAAGGGUCAAGUCACGGUGGUUAUGGAAAGAAACACCUACAUCAAUAGGAUGACUGACCUACUCAGCGAUAGUUUGACGUAUAAAAAACUUAAGAACGAUCCCACUAGACAGAUCACCUCCAAAAUUAACGGUCUGGCAAAGUCGUGGCGUAACAAGGACAUCAUCAGUGAGCAACUGUUUAGACUAUUAAACUGUACUAAUGGGAACCUCCCAAGAUGUUAUGGACUUCCGAAGAUCCAUAAAGAUGGCUCACCUUUACGAAUCAUUGUUUCCACUUUAGGGAGUCCACUGUAUAAUAUGGCUAAUUUUUUACACAACAUUUUGGUCAAAUCCGUUCCUAAACCUGAAUCAUAUAUCAAAGAUGGUUGGUCGUUUGUAGAAUUGAUUAGAGACGUGAGAAUUGAAGAUGAUGACGUCCUGAUCUCUCUGGAUGUCACCUCUCUUUUCACGAACAUCCCGAAAGACCUCGUAUUACAAGCGAUAAAGAAUAGAUGGAAUCACGUCUCUAAUGAAACGAAACUUAGCCUUCCCCAGUUUUUGUCAGCUGUUGACUUAAUUCUCAGUUCCACGAGUUUUUCUUUUAACGGCCAAAUAUACGAGCAGAUCUUCGGAAGUCCUAUGGGUUCCCCUCUCUCCCCCAUUCUUGCUGACAUGGUCAUGGAGGAUCUGGAGACAAAGUGUUUACAAAUGCUUAGCUUCCCUGUACCUUUCUUUAAGAGAUAUGUCGAUGACGUGUUCGCAAUUGUUCCCAGGUUGAAAGUCGAUGAGAUACUUACAGUUUUCAAUAACUACCAUAACAGAUUAAAAUUUACUUACGAGUUGGAAAAGGAUGGUUCUUUAAGUUUUCUUGACACAAUGGUGAUCCGCGAAAAUAAUUUGUUACUUACUGAUUGGUACAGAAAACCCACUUUCUCAGGACGUUAUAUUAAUUAUUUUUCGAACCAUCCUUUUAAAUACAAAAUUAAUAUUAUACGGAAUCUUGUUGAUAGAGCUAUCCUUUUAUCUGACACGCGUUUCCACAAGAAUAACUUAAGCGAAAUAAAAAAGAUUCUUUCAAACAAUUGUUAUCCGAACAAAGUUAUCAACAGAUACAUCAAUAUCAGACUUAAUGAGCUGCGGACGCGUCACAACAAUUCUAAUAAUUCCAACAGCGAUAGCUUGGCUCGGGAUCCUCGAAAAUUUAUAACCAUUCCGUAUGUUAAAGGCCUAAGCCACAACGUCGGCCGCACAAUGCGCGAUGCGGAAUUUAAAGUGCUGCUCACUAUUCCGAAGAAAUUAGACUGCAUCAUAAAAAAGGGGAAAGACAAGUUACCGAAUCUUAAACAAACUGAGUUAGUGUACAGGAUUGAUUGCGCUAAUUGUAACGCUGCAUACAUCGGUCAAACAAAAAGACACUUAGAGACGCGUAUUAAGGAACAUGCUUGCGACAUUAGGAAAAAUAGCGAUAAUCAUUCUGUCGUGAGUAAGCACCGUCUCACUCACAAACAUGAUUUCAAUUGGCAACAACCAAAAAUUUUAUACAAGGAAAGACAGUUCAAGAAGCGUGAAAUCUCUGAGAUGUUUUUUAUUAAGAAAUGUGACAGCGCAAUCAAUCUACAAAAAGACACCGAAAAUUUACCAGCGAAUUACAACCGUGUUAUUGACGCAACUUAGGUUUGCCGGUUUGUUUUGUCCGUGAGCACAGUUAGUUAUUCGCCUAUUAUGUGUCUCUCAGUACGACUUUGACUGUGGAGAGGUAUGGAUGUGCUCUCUGACAUGACUUGCCUUUUUCUUUCCCUCUACAACCUGUCUUUUGACACGCACAACAUUUGCGAUUGCAUGAUAUGGUUUGGGCACUAAUGUCAGCGAAUUAAAAAAUGUUGUGUGCGUGGUUCUAAUUCACUUGAUAAGGACCAGAAGGUGGUCGAAACGUUGUGAAGAAUAAAAUUGUUUUUGGCC